Prorocentrum cordatum is the source of this 1044-nucleotide messenger RNA. NCBI's taxonomy places the organism in Eukaryota, Dinophyceae, Prorocentrales, Prorocentraceae. The record is from the annotation of a GenBank genome assembly.
AUGCUUGACGAUGUUCGAUGGGGCCAGGUACUACCGAUCAUCAUGGUCUUCGGAGGCUGCAUCUGCUCGACAGUCGCCAUGGAGGCCGUGCUGAAAGGGGAUCCUCAGGCAGGGAAUCUGUUCAGCCUGUCCAAGACUUUGUUGCUGUUGCUGCAGGGCCUUCCUGGGCGAUUCUCGGGCUUCAAACCAGCCCGUGUUGCAGCGCCGCUGUCAAGCCACUUGCAAUUCGCGUUGUUGUGGAGCACGAUGUCGAUUUUAGCAAACUACGCUUUCUCUUUCAAGAUUAGCAUGACGAUGUUUACGCUGGUGCGGUCGAGCAACCUCAUUGCGACCGUAGUUCUGGGUAGGCUCUUUUUCUGCUAUCGGUAUAGUCGGAAACAGAUCCUCUGCGUUUGCGCUGUUUCCAUCGGCGUAUUCUUGGCAUCGAUGGGAGAGGCCAAAAGUAUCCGCGCUCCCUCUGCGAGUUGCAGUGAUUGCUCAGACGCAGUACCUGCCCGCGCGAGGACGGACGAUGCAAGCGUGUCGGAUGACUCUCUUUGGAUCUGGAUGCUGGGCAUGAUCUUGCUUGCCCUGGUUCAGCUGCUGCAGGGCGUCCUGGGCUUCGUCCAGUCUGGAUUCUACCAGAAGUAUGCGCACUUAGCAGACAGGAACCAGCUCAGCGACGAGUACCUGUUUACGUCUCAGAUAGUUGCCCUCGUCCCACUGAUACUCAUGUUCGAGGACCUCGGUCUGGCCUCGAGCAUCUCGGCCGCGCUGCGCUCCGAGGCCACCCCUCUCGCGCCCGUCCCCUCGAGGGUGGCAUGGCUGAUCUUUCACGGCGCCGCAGACGUCGUUUGCCUGAAGGGAGUCUUCCGGACCAGCUCCAUCGUGUCCCCUUUGACGUUGGGCAUCAUCCUGACCGUGAGGAAGUUUCUCUCCACCAUCGUGUCGGUCGUGUGGUUCGAAAGCCCUUGGACGGUCCUGCACAGCAUAGCUGCCGUCCUCAUAUUCAGCGGCUCGCUCGCUUACUCCGAGGUGGAGAAUACCACCAAGAAGUCCGACUGA